CCCCUGCCCAGAAGUGCCGCGGCUGCCACGGACACCAUGUAGUAGGGCCGGCCGCGGCACCCAGUGAGCUGCGAUGGUUUUGUACACGACUCCCUUUCCUAAUAGCUGUCUGUCUGCCCUGCACGCCGUGUCCUGGGCCCUCAUCUUCCCAUGCUACUGGCUAAUAGACCGGCUGGUGGCCUCUUUCAAACCCACCACCUACGAGAAGCGCCAGCGGGCGGAUGACCCGUGCUGCCUGCAGCUGCUCUGCACUGCCCUCUUCACGCCAAUCUACCUGGCCCUGCUCGUGGCUGCACUGCCCUUUGCCUUUCUUGGGUUCCUCUUCUGGUCCCCCCUGCAGUCUGCCCGCAGGCCCUACACCUACUCACGGCUGGAGGACAAGGGUCCAGCUGGUGGGGCAGCCCUGCUCAAUGAAUGGAAGGGCACAGGGACUGGCAAAAGUUUCUGUUUUGCCACUGCCAACCUUUGCCUCCUCCCAGACUCACUCGCCAGGCUCAAUAACCUUUUCAACACCCAAGCACGGGCCAAAGAGAUUGGGCAGAGAAUCCGCAAUGGGGCUGCACGGCCCCAGAUCAAAAUCUACAUUGAUUCACCCACCAACACUUCCAUCAGUGCGGCCAGCUUCAGCAGCCUGGUGUCACCUCAGGGCAGUGAUGGUGGGACCAGGGCUGUCCCUGGGAACAUCAAAAGGACAGCCUCUGUGGAAUACAAGGGCGAUGGCGGACGUCACCCCAGUGAUGAGGCUGCUAAUGGCCCGGCCUCUGGGGACACAGCUGAUGGUGGUAGCCUUGAGGACGCUUGCAUCGUGCGCAUUGGGGGUGAGGAGGGGGGUCGGCCACCUGAAAUGGAUGACUCUGCUACUGGGAGCCAAGUCAGGAACGGGGCCAGUGGGGGCCCGAAGGGCCAGACGCCUAACCACAAUCAGCGGGAUGGGGAUUCAGGGAGCCUGGGCAGCCCCUCGGCCUCCAGGGAGUCCCUGGUGAAGGCGCGAGCCGGGCCGGAUGGCAGUGGCGGUGGAGAGCCAGGCGUCAACAGCAAGCUCCUGUAUAAGGCCUCAGUGGUGAAGAAGGCAGCUGCACGCAGGAGGCGGCACCCAGAUGAGGCCUUUGACCAUGAGGUCUCAGCCUUCUUCCCUGCCAACCUGGACUUCCUGUGCCUGCAGGAGGUGUUUGACAAACGGGCAGCCGCCAAGUUGAAAGACCAGCUACAUGGCUACUUCGAGUACAUCUUGUAUGAUGUCGGGGUCUAUGGCUGUAGAGGCUGCUGCAACUUCAAGUGUCUCAAUAGCGGCCUCUUCUUUGCCAGUCGCUACCCGGUCAUGGACGUGGCCUAUCACUGUUACCCCAAUGGGUGCAGCUUCGACGCCCUGGCCUCUAAGGGAGCUCUGUUUCUCAAGGUGCAGGUGGGAAGCACACCUCAGGACCAAAGAAUUGUCGGUUAUAUCGCCUGCACACACCUGCACGCCCCACCAGAAGACAGUGCCAUCCGGUGUGAGCAGCUGGACCUGCUUCAGGACUGGCUGGCUGAUUUCCGAAAAUCUACCUCCUCGUCCAGUGCAGCCAACCCCGAGGAGCUGGUGGCAUUUGACGUCAUCUGUGGAGAUCUGAACUUUGACAACUGCUCCUCAGAAGACAAGCUGGAGCAGCAGCACUCCCUGUUUACACGCUACAAGGACCCUUGCCGUCUGGGACCUGGGGAGGAGAAGCCAUGGGCCAUUGGUACCCUGCUGGACACAAAUGGCCUGUAUGAUGAGGAUGUGUGCACCCCUGACAAUCUGCAGAACAAGAGCCCAGGGGCUGGGCAGAAGGGGCGGAAGGACCUGCUGAAGGGCAAUGGCCGGCGCAUCGACUACAUGCUGCAUGCUGAGGAGGGGCUGUGCCCCGACUGGAAGGCUGAGGUGGAAGAAUUCAGUUUUAUAACCCAGCUGUCCGGCCUGACCGACCACCUCCCAGUGGCCAUGCGGCUGAUGGUGUCUUCAGGGGAAGAGGAGGCAUAGACCAGCCAAGUCGCCAGCAUCCAGAGCAGUGGGGGGACUCUGCCAGCCCUUCAAGCCACAGCCCAUCCCUGUGCUGUGUCCACUCUAUCAAGCAGUGCUGGGGGGAGAAGGGCAGGGGACAGGAGCGAGCCAUGGUCAGUUCCCCAGGGAGCCUGGAAGCAUCACUGCUUGGCACCUUUGGGCCCUAUCAGCGUACAGGACUCAGGCUGGCCCAGGAGCCCCUGGCUGUCUAAUCAGUGCCAUUCUUUCCAAACGUAAUUUUCUACAGAUCUACACAGCACAACCUAGUUUGUAACCCGAGGGUUAGUACGAAGACGGGGUUUAUGUACUCUUUGUAUCUCUUCUUAAGCUUCGUCGGGGUUCGUUACUUUUGUCUGCUGCCAAUGUUGUCUCGCAUGCCCGCACCCUCGCAUGCUUGCUGCCCGCAUGCCAUGCGCCACACUGUAGCCACACAGACCCCUGCCUGGGCCUCCCCCAAGGCCAGACUCCAAACACAAUCAGAACCAGCCAAAGAAGCACUGCCUGGGCACGGCCACCAGCUCUCUGCCUCCAGCCCAGACUGCGUGCAGGGGACAGAGGACCGAAGUGAGGGCUGUUACUGGCCAGCCCAGGGCUCUUCCCAGGGUCUUGCAUUCAAGGGCAAUUACAUUUUAAAAAGAAAACAGAAAAGUUAAAAAUCACUCUUCACUCUAAAGGGUCUGCAAGUUGCCAGGUAGAACUUUGCUGUUCCGGAACGGAGUCCCUUCCCUAGUCCACACACUGGGGGUCAAGCUGGCUCCUGCCCACCAGCAGCUCCUCUGGGAGACUGAUAGGGGCAGCGGAGCCAUAAUGGGAAACCCAAGAGGGUGUUACUUUUUUUACAGGAAGGAACUCAGCCUAACAGGGAAGUGUGUGGGGUAGGGGAGGAUCCUAAUUUUGGAAAAUGACAGGUUUGUA
Messenger RNA from Castor canadensis (American beaver), 2932 nucleotides. NCBI's taxonomy places the organism in Eukaryota, Metazoa, Chordata, Mammalia, Rodentia, Castoridae. The record is from RefSeq and is a predicted model, not a curated record.